Molecule: messenger RNA, 921 nt
Organism: Fopius arisanus
Lineage: Eukaryota; Metazoa; Arthropoda; Insecta; Hymenoptera; Braconidae
Product: endocuticle structural glycoprotein SgAbd-3
Exons: 4
Coding region: 97-540 (147 amino acids)
Cellular component (GO): chitin-based extracellular matrix
Molecular function (GO): structural constituent of chitin-based larval cuticle
Source: RefSeq, a predicted model, not a curated record
UGUAUAUAAAGAGCCUCGCCUCAUGACCAGGAGACACAAGUACCCAUCUCAUCUUCCUCUCAAUCUCUUUGGUGGAGUACGAUCAAGUGACAUAUUAUGUAUACGUUAAAGGCCCUAAUACUGGUCGCGAUAUGUGCGACGGCAACCUGGGGAGCUCCCCAACGAGGCGGUGGAGGUGGUGGUGGUGCUGACAAAGACGCUGUCAUCACGUCGCAGACACUGGAAGUGAAUUUUGACGGGAAUUACGUAAACAACUUUGAGACGAGCAAUGGGAUAAGCCACCAGGAGACUGGACAGCCCAAGCAGAUCGAGGGUGAAACGCCGGUGGUGUCACAGGGCUCGGACACCUACACAAACCCAGAGGGUCAGCAGAUCAAUUUAGUGUGGACUGCUGAUGAGAAUGGAUUCCAGGCAUCUGGUGCCCAUCUUCCAACAGCACCACCUAUUCCCAAGGAGAUUCAGGCCGCUCUUGAGUAUAAUGCUGCACACCCUGAGGAAGACGAUGGCGGCCAGCCCAACAGACCACCACAGAGAGGUUAAUCAGCUCCGGCGACACCUAAACUAAUCGAUCGUGUUGACCUUACCAAAAGAAUAAGCCGGCCUGUGUUAUAUGGAUAAAAUCGACCUGACCCGCACCUUAAAAAUCCAACGAUUUUGUUAAUUGAAUAAAAGAAAAGAAUGAAUAUCGCAAUGGAGCGACAGAUUUUCAACAUGAAAACUGGAAAAAUUUCUGAGGCUUUUCGAAUGCCAAUAGAUUUGGGGGAUUGGAGGGGCUUCGGCGAGGAGAGGGUGAGACUUCUCCUCGGGGAAACCGCCGAGAAUCGCCAUUUGUCGCUUUGUGAUUUCUUAUAUUUUUAAUAUAUUACCUGAUAUCUAUAUAUAACAUAUUUUUGUGUAAAUAAAGUAUCUCAACGAUGAAAA